Messenger RNA from Scomber japonicus (chub mackerel), 450 nucleotides. RefSeq lists its product as uncharacterized. Bases 1 to 450 code for a protein of 149 amino acids. The record is from RefSeq and is a predicted model, not a curated record. The transcript has a single exon. Lineage: Eukaryota; Metazoa; Chordata; Actinopteri; Scombriformes; Scombridae.
AUGCUUUUGUCUUCCAUCUUUAUAGACAAUGAGGUCCAUCUGAAGUGGCUGGGCCAGUCUGGUGUGAAGAGGAUGCCACAGCGCCCCCUGUGGGAGCUGCAGUGCCACUGUCCUGCCCCCGUCACACACUUUUCUUCCCGGAUGAUGGAAGGAGAGCCCUUCACCUCUGCUCUCUCCUCUCUGCUGUACUCCGCCGGGGGACACUUUAUCGCCCUCUCCUCUUCCUCCUCUUCUUCCUCCUCUUCCUCUUCGGAUUCAGCUAUCGCUGCCAUGUCCCUGGAGCAGAAGACCACUUUUGCCUUGGUCAUAUUUCUCUUUGUUUUCCUCCUAAUCCUCAUUGUGCGAUGCUUCCGUAUCCUGCUGGACCCCUACCGGAGUAUGCCUACCUCCACCUGGGCUGAUGGCCUGGAUGGUCUGGAGAAGGGCCAGUUCGACUAUACUCUGGCCUAG